AUAUUCCCCACGAAUAGGCAAACAAAAUAUCUAAAUAAAUUAGGGUUUCAGAGGAGCCUAUCCGCCGCUCAAUUUAUAUCUCUUGGUGCUCACAAAACCUAAACCACUGAGAACUCUUUGCAGCCGUUUUCUCUCGUUUUGUUUGGAUUUUGUGAGAAGCAAUUCAGCUAUAUUUCUGUCAGAUCUCUAAAAACUAGCCAAAAUGGUGAAGUUUACCGCUGAAGAGCUUCGAAGGAUUAUGGACUACAAGCAUAACAUUCGUAAUAUGUCUGUUAUUGCUCAUGUCGAUCACGGAAAAUCCACUUUGACUGAUUCUCUUGUGGCUGCUGCUGGUAUUAUUGCCCAAGAAGUUGCUGGUGAUGUUCGUAUGACUGAUACCCGUGCUGAUGAAGCAGAACGUGGUAUAACAAUCAAAUCCACUGGUAUCUCUCUUUACUACGAGAUGACCGAUGAAGCUUUGAAAAGCUUCAAGGGAGAAAGAAACGGAAACGAGUACCUGAUCAAUCUUAUCGACUCACCUGGGCACGUUGACUUUUCUUCCGAAGUCACUGCUGCUCUACGUAUCACUGACGGUGCACUCGUGGUGGUUGAUUGUAUCGAAGGUGUGUGUGUGCAAACCGAAACUGUUCUUCGACAAGCUCUCGGAGAAAGAAUCCGACCUGUCUUAACCGUCAACAAGAUGGACAGGUGUUUUCUCGAGCUUCAGGUUGAUGGUGAAGAAGCGUAUCAAACGUUUCAGAGGGUUAUCGAAAACGCUAAUGUCAUCAUGGCUACUUAUGAGGACCCACUUCUUGGUGAUGUCAUGGUUUACCCCGAGAAAGGAACCGUUGCUUUCUCAGCUGGGCUCCACGGUUGGGCUUUUACGUUAACCAACUUUGCUAAGAUGUAUGCUUCGAAAUUCGGUGUUGAUGAGUCUAAAAUGAUGGAAAGGCUUUGGGGAGAGAACUUUUUCGACCCGAAAACCAAGAAGUGGACCACUAAGAGCACCGGCACUGCAACCUGCAAACGUGGGUUCGUUCAGUUCUGUUACGAGCCAAUUAAGCAGAUUAUCAACACAUGCAUGAAUGACCAGAAAGAUCAGUUGUGGCCUAUGUUGACAAAGCUUGGUGUCACCAUGAAAUCCGAAGAGAAAGAGUUGAUGGGUAAGGCGUUGAUGAAGCGUGUUAUGCAGAAUUGGCUUCCGGCUGCUACCGCUUUACUUGAAAUGAUGAUCUUUCAUCUGCCUUCACCUCACACUGCCCAAAGAUACCGUGUUGAGAAUCUUUAUGAGGGUCCUUUGGACGAUCAAUACGCUAACGCUAUCAGAAACUGCGACCCCGAUGGUCCCCUUAUGCUUUAUGUUUCUAAGAUGAUUCCCGCUUCUGAUAAAGGUAGAUUCUUCGCCUUUGGUCGUGUUUUUGCUGGUAGGGUGUCUACCGGUUUGAAGGUUCGGAUCAUGGGUCCGAACUACGUUCCCGGUGAAAAGAAAGAUUUGUACGUUAAGAGUGUUCAGAGAACCGUCAUCUGGAUGGGAAAGAAGCAAGAAACCGUUGAAGACGUACCGUGUGGUAACACAGUGGCUAUGGUUGGUUUGGAUCAGUUCAUCACCAAAAACGCAACGUUAACAAACGAAAAGGAAGUCGACGCCCACCCCAUCCGAGCCAUGAAGUUUUCCGUCUCACCUGUGGUCCGUGUUGCAGUCCAGUGCAAGGUCGCGUCUGACCUACCCAAGCUUGUUGAAGGACUGAAACGUCUGGCGAAAUCUGACCCUAUGGUUGUGUGUACCAUUGAGGAGUCCGGUGAGCACAUCAUCGCUGGUGCCGGUGAGCUUCAUUUGGAAAUCUGUUUGAAGGACUUGCAAGAUGAUUUCAUGGGUGGUGCCGAAAUCGUCGUUUCCGACCCUGUUGUGUCUUUCCGUGAAACCGUCUUGGAGAAAUCAUCCCGAACCGUGAUGAGCAAGUCUCCUAACAAACACAACCGUCUCUACAUGGAAGCUAGACCCAUGGAAGAUGGUCUUGCUGAGGCUAUAGAUGAAGGCAGGGUGGGCCCACGUGAUGACCCCAAGGUUCGUGGUAAGAUCUUGUCUGAGGAGUUCGGCUGGGAUAAGGAUUUGGCUAAGAAGAUCUGGUGUUUUGGACCUGAAACAACCGGUCCCAACAUGGUUGUUGACAUGUGUAAGGGAGUCCAGUAUCUUAAUGAAAUCAAGGAUUCGGUGGUUGCUGGUUUUCAGUGGGCGUCUAAGGAAGGUGCUUUGGCUGAAGAGAACAUGAGGGGUAUUUGCUUUGAAGUGUGUGAUGUCGUUCUCCAUGCUGAUGCCAUCCACAGAGGUGGUGGUCAAGUUAUUCCAACCGCAAGGAGAGUCAUAUACGCGUCUCAGUUGACCGCUAAGCCACGUUUGCUAGAGCCGGUCUACCUUGUUGAAAUUCAAGCACCCGAGCAAGCUUUGGGUGGAAUCUACAGUGUGCUGAAUCAAAGGCGUGGACACGUGUUUGAAGAAAUGCAGAGGCCGGGUACCCCACUGUACAACAUCAAGGCUUAUCUUCCAGUCGUGGAGUCAUUCGGGUUUUCUGGUGCCUUGAGAGCUUCUACUUCGGGUCAAGCUUUCCCACAAUGUGUGUUUGACCAUUGGGACAUGAUGGGGUCAGAUCCAUUGGAAGCUGGUUCGCAGGCAAGCACGCUGGUGACCCAGAUCCGUAAGAGGAAGGGUUUGAAGGAGCAGAUGACACCACUGUCUGAGUUUGAGGAUAAGCUGUAAGCGCUGGAUGCAAGCUGUAAGUGCUGGAUGAGAUGUUAUCGAGAAUUACUGUCUGGGUUUCAUGUUAUUUUUCUACAAUGUUUUUUAGUAUGCUGGUUGUACUAUGUUAUGUUUUGUUGUCGUGAGAAACACCUACUUGCAGACGUUGAUGCUGUUAAUUUUGACAUUCUUGCUUUUACCAUUUUCAGUUUUUAGUUUUCUAUA
Helianthus annuus (common sunflower) is the source of this 2938-nucleotide messenger RNA. Its product is annotated as elongation factor 2. The record is from RefSeq and is a predicted model, not a curated record. Gene Ontology annotation, molecular function: GTP binding; ribosome binding; translation elongation factor activity. The transcript is spliced from 4 exons. NCBI's taxonomy places the organism in Eukaryota, Viridiplantae, Streptophyta, Magnoliopsida, Asterales, Asteraceae. Gene Ontology annotation, biological process: translational elongation. Gene Ontology annotation, cellular component: ribonucleoprotein complex; cytosol. The coding region runs from base 203 to 2734 and encodes 843 amino acids.